This is a messenger RNA of Coffea arabica (coffee), 2938 nucleotides long. The record is from RefSeq and is a predicted model, not a curated record. Lineage: Eukaryota; Viridiplantae; Streptophyta; Magnoliopsida; Gentianales; Rubiaceae.
GACCGUGCAUACCAACCGGAAGUACUCAAAACCACUUUCGAACACAAAAGUCGCUAUUCCAUCUUUGCCUCGGACAAUCACUCAAAUCCCAUUUCAAGUCCCUAACUCCACUCCACCUUCCUUUCCCAAUUCCCCAACUUUCCUUCCUUUCAAACCCCAAAUUUUCACCCCAAAAUUGUUCUCUAAUGCAAACCUUGGAUACCCUUUGAAGUCUUCUUCGAGAGUUUCUUGCUCUAAAGGUGAGUUCUUGGUUGAUUCCUGUUUUUCUUGUAUACAUGUGUAGCUAUAAUUGAUGGGAAAUUUUUGUACUUUGCAAGAUUUCUGAUGUGGGUUUUGUGAAAAUUUUGAUCUUUAUGGUGUUUGUAAGAAAUUUUUGGCUGUUGAAUGAGUAUUAGAGGCUUUGGGUUAUUUUUCAAUGAUGGCACCACCAACUUCUAGAAGAAAGAAAUGGACUGAGGCAGAAGAGAGGACUUUAAUAGAUAAGUAUGGUGAGAUGGUCUGUGAUGGAACUUUAGCUAAAAUGAAAACUAGGGAGAAAAAAUUUAAGCCUAUUGCCUUGUAUGUUAAUUCUGUACACCAUGUUAGGGACCCCGUUACAUACCCUUGGCAGUGGACUUGGAAAGAUGUGUCAGUAAAAGUGCAGAAUAUGAGGCAUCAGUAUGCUUUGGUUAAGCAGAAGAUUAAGAAAAUGGAGUCUGUUGGCGAUUCGGGUUGCGGGGAUGAGUUUGAUUGGAUGGAGGGGCUGACGUAUUGGUCGAAUUUUCUUAGCUAUAAGGAGGUUUUUGGUGACGUGUCAGUUGUACACAAUAGUUGCGAUUCAUUAGCGAUUGUCGGAGAUUGUAAUGAUAAUGAUGGGGGUUUUGAUGGUGGCGUUCAUGGGAUGGAUAUGACUCAGUUUGAUCAUCUGGGUCAUGUGGGUGAUGAUGAUUUUGCACCUGGUCUUGAUGGGGUCGAUAAUGGGAUUAUCAGUUUGGGGUUCCAUUAUGAGCGUGAGGAAGGAGAGGAGAAUUUUAAUGGAGGUAAUAAAAGUAAUAGUCAUGUAAAAGAGGAUGGGGAUGAUGGAUUCGUUUAUGAAGGCACUGAGCCUACUGGUUCUGAUACAAGGAAGAAGAGUAAGGUCUCAAAAGGGUUGGAAAAGAAGGCAUGGAGGUUUCUGGCAAACCAAUUGGGACAGCUAAGGGAAAUGGAAACCCAAUUUGAGCAGCGUGAAGCUGAUAGAGAACGGGAGAGGUUGAGGAGAGAACGCCUUCUCAUGGAAAUUGAGCAGGAACGAGACAUGAAAUGGCAAGAAAGAGAAAAGGAGAGGGAAGAAAGGGAAAUAUCUAGGGAGAAGCUGAGAAAACAGAGGAUUCUUGAAUGGGAGACCAUGGAAAAGGAAAUUGAAGACCGGGAAAGGAGAAGACGAGAUGAAGACUUAAUGUUUGAGAGGCAAUGGGAGGAAAGGAUGAAUAGGAGUAGAUUGGAAUGGGAGAAGAGGAUGGAUGACAUGUUAAGUCAGCACAGAGCACAAAUGAGCCAGAUACAGACUCGAUUAGUUCACGAACAACAGAGUCUCACUAGUCAGUUGCUUGGUAUUGUUUCACAGUGGACGGGUCAUCCAACUGGUCUCUCUGACCACACUGGUGCUAGUAGCCAUUAUCUUAAUCAGAUGAUACAAAAUCUUCACCAUGUAAAUGGUUUGGUGCAUGGUGAUGCAAGGGUUGAUGGUGAUAACCAAGAAGAUCAAUUUAUCGUGGAUGGCUGAUAGUAUCAUUGCUCCCUUUGAUAUAACACAAAAAUACAGAGUUGCAGAAUUGUAGAGCUGACUUUCAAUUGAUGCUUAAGGAUCUUUUCUGCUGGCUGUGCUGCUCUAGUCGAUUGCUUGCAUUUGGUUACCAUCCAAACCAUGAUUGUGCUUUGUUCAAACUAUCAAGAAACUGAAUAGGGAGGGAUAUCCGGGCCUUUGGUGCGACUAAUCCCCUGCGACUCGAGAGAAGAUGUCCAUUCCUCUCGAACACGUUAACCUGGGAUUCGAUUCUUGGUGGUCAUAUCCUAAAGAGGAGCAACACACCACACGAGCUACCCCGCAUUGGGUCACUAAUAUCUAUCUUGAUGUAUGAAAUUUUUAUUACCCAAAAAAAAAAACACACACACACACACUAGUAAUUUAAACCAGCAACAUGAAGAGAAAUUCCAUUUCUGCUCGUGUUGUUGGAAAGUCAAUGUCAUUGGGCUAUCCUCCAAAAGAAUAGGAUCAUUUAUAUUGUUCCUACAAUUGUCUCCUCUAGCAUAAUUUCCUCACUGUCCCAAAAUCACACAAUUGUUGUGUACUUUGCCUCUCUCUCAUAAGACCCUUUCUCCUCUUCUCUUAGCACACUAUAUAUUCACUGCAAGUAGAUACUUGUCCCAUAUCCUCUGUGUUUCUCUAUCUCUAUCUUAUUUCAGAGACGAGAGUCUUACAAAAGAAAGUUACUGACAUUAAAGGCCUUUCACGGAGAAAAUGGCAAGCCUAAAGGAAACAGGGAAUAUUGCAAAAUGUCUUGAAGAAAAAUUCCCCUCUGUGGAUAUCAACAAAGAACUAAAUCCUGGACAAGAUAGAAGUUUUGUAGUGGAUCCUAUAUCAUCUAAGAUAGCCAGUUCGACGGAGACAAAGUCCAAGGACCAAGGGGAAGGAAACAAGGGAAGUGACAAUAGGCCACAGAAGUUUGUGUAGGUUCUCCUUGAUUCAGAAGUGCAUGGCAUUUUGUGUAUCCUCCAUCCCGUGAAAGAUGACAAUUUCAUACAUGACCAUUUUUGGGUUACGAGGGACCUAGGUUUAGUGUUCUUGUUUUUUCUCGAGUGUAUACAUGGUAAGUCAUCAGUUCUACUAGGGCAAUUUCAUAACCUAAAAACUCUUUUGACAAGGGGCACAUUUUUUUUUCCCUCUCUUCAAAUUGUGUUAUUCAAUUCCUUGUGUUGU